CAUCGUUUUAUCUUUUACCUGUUGUAUUAGAUGGAGAUACUGUCCUCAGAUUCAAAGAGAUGUCGGAUGUGUUUCCGAGCAGAAGCGCAGUGACCACUGGUCCAGCUGCAGUGAGACGGGACGGCUGGAAAACUGGUCAACAUAACGAUUUGAUGACAAGUCUGCAAGACUGUGUGCUCACCGAGGAUCAAGAAUCUGAAAAUGUCAGCCAAACAUUAAGGCUCUUUUUUGACAAACUAUCAGAAUCCUCCAGGAGUAGUGUGAAAAGAUGUAAGGAGCGCUGCUUAGAGGAGGCUGUCCAGCUGCUGCGACAGAUUUCAGAGGCUCAGCUUCAUGUUUUAGAGGAGAGUCGUUUCCUGCUUCUUGUCAGACUCCUCAUCUCCAUGCAACUGCAGAUGCCCAACAUCUCCACUGCCUGUCGUAAAGUGGACCAGAUGUUGCAACAUUUGGCAAAGGUGGACCACCCGAUGGUUUUUAGAGAAACCCAUCACUGUUUGCAAUCUAUAGUCCAUACUGACCAGAUAUUGUCUUUUGAGGAUCUGCAGAGAGCUUGUAUGUUCCUGGAAGACAGCAUUGUUGGUCGUGAGGUGUGGCGAGAGUCGUUCCUGUCUUUUCUGAAUAAAAUGUCAGAGUUAUUCCCGGUUGUAUUGCAACAAGAAUCCCUGAGAGACGGGCCACUGUGUUACAUUGCUGUCAAGGUGUGUUUGCAAAUUUUCCAGCUUUUGUCCAGUGACGUGGCUCCUCUAGUGUGGGACAAGGAGCACAUGGGCACGGCAGUGCAGAACAUCCUGCAGGCUCUUAUGGACAUAAUACUUGGACAGUGUUGCAACAGGGACACUCGUCUUUUGGCCGGCACUGCUGUGGCCAUGCUGAUCAACACAGCAUCAGAGAGCAGAGCUGGAGAAGCUGCUGCCUGGAGUCUGCUACAGAUCUCUCACUUAGAGCCCUGGCUGCUGACUGUUGGGGCUCUCCAGGCACAGUGCUGCCCUACAGGGAAGGACGGAGUGGACAGGCUGGCUGUGAGCAGGGGCCUCCUGACAUGCUGUCGACCUCACAUCUUGCUCAGUUCACAUUUGGAUGCCACCGAAAUGUGCUUACUGCUGAAAGGUUUGUUUCCUCUGGUCUAUGCUUUGUGUGAGGAGAAGCUGGAUUGUCACUACUUUGCCUUUGAAGCAUUAACACUGUGGCUGAAGAAAGUUAAAGAAUGCCUGGCUGAUAUCUGGAAGAUGACGGGAGUUCGCCUUCUGUCUGUCGACCGCAGCCUACAGCAAGAACUUAUUCACAUCAUCUGGACCAAUGCAGAAAGUCCAGUGGAAGGUGUGACAGAGUUUGUGCGCAUUGCCUUUUGUCUGCUGCUGGACCUCUAUGAGAUGGACUGUGAGCAGUUUUGUGACACAGAGAAGACUCUUUAUUUUACUCUACUUGAGCGAAUUAUCAAACUACCUUGUGAAGCCAAAGGCAAAUAUCAUCGCCUUUCUGCCCUGCUGCCGUAUCUGGGUACUGACAUGGUGCUGGAUCAAUAUGCUGAAUUGCCCAAUCAUCUCCUGAAGUGCUUGUCAACCAAUCACCUGUCACCAUGUGGAUCGGAGCUUUACAAGUGUCUGAUCCAGCAGCAGAGACGAGAAUUAUGUGGAGGCUCACUGAAAUCCGCUUCCCACACUGAGCUGGAUCUGGCCAAUCAGUGGGCGAGACGUUGGCGGCCCGUCCUUUAUAAGGCGCUGACGUCUAAUGUGACUCUUCUACAAAACAAUAGCUCAACACACUUAUUACCCAGCACCUUUCACGUCUUCCCCUCUGCUGUGGAUCCUCUACUGGCCUCUCUGGACUCAUCAGCCCCUGGGCACCUCCACGCCUGGGCCUGCAUCAUGAGCGCCUAUCGAGCCACGACUGGAGCCUCUCCCUGGGCUCUGCAGGGUAGCUCAACCGUUGAAACCCUCCAACUUGCUCUAGGAUCCGUGGAUGACAAAGUCCGUCUCGCUGCUCUCAACCUACUCUGCUGCAGCCCAAAGACCAAAGACACUCCAACCGCUGAGGAGAUGUCACUAAUGAGGAUGUUUAUUCCUCAGAACCUGAACUGUGAGUCCUCACCUUUUCGCCAACAUUUUCAUGCCGGAGUAAAGAGGUUUCUGGUUCGUAUCAGAGACGGCUGCUUGGCACAUGUCAGUGGACUAAAGGGCAAAAAGAAAGGAGAUGGUAAAAACUCAGAGAGGGAACAGGACAUACUGGAGCAGGGAAUAGGGUUUGUGGAAUGGUUGGGCCAGAUCCCAUACAGCUAUCUGGCACCAGGACACAGUUAUCAGAGGAAGAAGACUGCGUUGCUGUUGCUGUCUGCCGUGCUGGAGACCUGCACAGACACCUGGAGGCCAGACAAAAAGAAGGGACAACCUCCAGCGAAUAUGGGGUCUCUUAUUAACUGCGCCAGACAAAGAGCACAGUGGGAUUUCGUCUGCAGGACAAAACAGCUGGUCCUCAUCAGCUGUUUAGAAGAUUCUACAAAUGAGAUUCGGGAGCUCUCAGCUGGGUUAUUGUUGAGGUUUUUCCCACCAAGUUUUCCAGAUGACAUCGCUGCAGUGCUGCUCACGCGAACCAAACAGCUUCUGUGCAGUCCUCGGGUGCAGGAGGCUCAGAUGGGAGCACUGAUGAUGAAAGUCCUCUUUCAGAAAUCACAAGACCAGCCUGCGGACAGCAAGUUGAGCAGUAACAUAACUGUCAGUGGUGGAAGUCACCCAAAGGCCUCCUGCAUGGUCAGAUUCCUGGUGAAGGAGCUGGAGGAGCACUAUCUGACAGCCAAGGCUGACAUGAUGCUUGCUGCCAGAACCAAGCCUAUACACGCUGUUCUAAGUGCCCUCCAGAAGUGUUUCCUUGAUGCCCCCUGCAGUGUGUCAGACACCCUUGACCACAGUUUGACCGUUGAGAUCCUGGUCCUGCUGGAGAAUAUGUCUCUGCUGCUGUUGGGUGUUCUGUAUGGAGACCGGGAUGCUUGUGCCACUGAAAAGGAUGCCCCCCCUUCUUUUUGUGAUAUGGGAAAUGCCAUCAGCUCUCUGAUAGCCCAAGAGUCUGGAGGAGGCCGGGGGGGUGAAGAGGAGUGUGUCCUGCUAUCUGAGGAGCACAGCCUCGUUCUCACCUGCUGCUGGGUCUCCCUCAAGGAAAUAGGAAUCUUCUUAGGCUCUCUGGUGGAGAAAGUUCUCACUGAAUCCAAAUCCAGCAAGUGCCUCUUAACAAAAGAGGAUCUAACAAGAGCAUCAAACGUGUUCAAAAACAUUCUUCUCAAAUGUCGUCACUGGGGGGCAGUAGAGGGAUGCUGUGCAGGUUUUACCAAGUUCUGUGCCUCUUUAUUGAGCAACAAUGAUCCAGAGCUUAGGGAUAUCCCGGCCCACAUGCUGAAAGAAGGAUUGCAGGUUGUGCGGUCCCCUCGAUCUACCUCUGUGACCCGGCGGGCUGCAGGGUUGCCUAUGCUCAUCCUGUGCGUUGUGUCAGCAGAAGAGGCCAGUAAAGCAAGACCACUGUUAGCCCACAGUAUGCAAAUCUUACUGGAGACAGCCAAAACCCCUCUACCCGAGGACUGGGACCAAACACUGGACCUGCCACAGGUGUGUGCGGUUCACACUCUGCAGGCCCUGGUUCGUGGUUCUGGUCUGGGAGUAGCUGUUCUUCACUUUGCUCCUGCUGUAGCCAUCUUGUCACUCUCUCUACUCAGUUCUCCCUGCUGGGCCAUGAGGAAUGCUGCUCUGCAACUUUACAGUUCUCUGUGCUCGCGAAUGCUCGGCCAGCGGCCCAGCAGUGAAGAGGGUGGCCCCACCCAGCACUGCAUGUCCCCGCUUUCCUUCUUCUUCCACUACCCUGGGCUGCAGCUCUUCCUCCUGGGCGAGCUGAGAGGGGCAGCACAAGCCCUCCAGGGCCCACCCAAUGAGGCCAAGCUACACCUCCAACCUUCGCUCUUCCCUGUCCUGACUUUGUUGGCACAACUCCAGCCUGGUGUCCAAGACUUAACAGAAACCUUGUCAGACUUCCUGCCUCCUUUACUCCAGCUGUCUGCCAGUCCUAUUUACAGUGUGAGAGUGAUGGCCUCGAAGGCUUUGGUUGCCAUGACUCCCCCCUCAGAGCACAUGAACAUCCUCAUUAAACUGACGGCUCAAUUGCCCAGUCCACAGGACCGCUGCUGUCACAACCGGCUCCACGGACAGCUGCUGCAGAUCAAAGCUACUCUAAAGAGAGCUCUCUGCACGGUCAGUGCCCCUUCAGCUGACUUGUGUGAGGUGCUGCGCUGGGUGGAUACCUCAAUGUGGCUGGUGACCGAAGCUCAACGCUGCCCCCUAGUGAGGGCGGCCUACCUCGGAGUGGCAGACUCACUCAGAAAAUUCUGCUGUGAGACCUACCUGUCAAAGCUCAGUGAUACACUUGUGCAUGACCUCCAGACACCUCAACAGGAGCUUCAGGUCGGGUUGCCAUCCUUCCAUCAACAAGCCAUUCACUUUCUGUGUGCAGAUUUAAAGUGGGCUUGUCAAAUCUGGGACAACUUCUCUGCAACGAGCCCAGAUCUCAGGCUCUCAUUGGUCACGUGGGUGGUGGAUGGGCGGGGUUCACAGCAGACCGGCCUGAAAGAGGUGAUCCAGAGGGUGUUGCAGUCAAACCUGAGGGAGGCAUUGUUGAGCCACAGUGUGGAGUACCGCAGGACCUACCUUGCAGCCCUGGUAGCAGUGAUGGCCGGAGGCGAUUCUACUUUACAUCAACCUCUUCCUCAGUCGACCCCACUGGAGGAGCCAAUUCUGUCUGAGUGUCUGGAUUUGUUGCUUGGGGACCUGGAGGACCAGCGAGGAGGGCCGGAGUUUCUGUCGCAGGCUCUGUAUGCUGCUAGUCUGCUGCUUUCCCAGGGUUCAGACACCAGUCUAAAGAUAUCCGUGUUGCAGCGCUGGUGUAGCGUUUUGGAAUGCCACCGGCCCCCAGACGCCCCCGAAGUGCUCAGGAUGGCGUGUGCUGAAGCUCUGUGUGUGGCUGGAGUUCCUCUAAUGAGCCGCAGCACUCUGCCUGCCAUCAUGACCAGGUCGAUCAACACAGGCCUUUACUUGCUGCAGGACCAAAGCCAGCAGGUGAGGAUGAAAGCGGCCUGUUUUACGUCCCUGCUGCACCAUGCGAGAAAAGGAGAAAGCCAGAGGAGCGUCUACCUGAUGCAGGUCAACCAGGCUCUGCCGCUCCUACUGGACCUGUUGCUGGAGGAAUUCUGGGAUACUCCUGGCACACUGGAGGUGCUGCUGUGUCACCUGCCUCAGCCUGACAUCAGAUCUGUGUUAAGAGAGGCCUCAGAGACAACGGGGUGUUCCAGCCUGUACGAACAGGAUGAGGCCAAUGUGUUUGCAGAGCCCGCUGUGAUGUGUGCACAUGUGUUGCCUUACCUGCUGCAGAUGGCUGAAAAAUCCUCUGAAUCCUCGGCUGUGGCACAGAGCCUGAGUGCAUGGGCAAAAGAAAGUGCUGCACAGGUGCUAGACAGCCUUCAAGUCUGCAAAGAGCUCCAGCCAGCUGAGACAUUGACCAUGGCCUGGCUGGCUCUCCUCAUGGAUCCUCGUUUCCACAGCACCCUGUGUGGCCUGUUCACCAUGGGUGCCUUUCUCCUCCGGCUGUUGAAAACAACUGAUGUGCAACACCUUUGUGAUCCUUCAGCGCUGCACAUGAGUUUACAGGAAGUUUGCAGUCUGCUCAGUCCAAACGGUGUCCACUUUCCCUCUGCUGUAACAGCUGCUGUGGCGGGAGAGCUGCCACAAUGACGGAACCAGGGCCUUUUUCCAUACACUCAGUGAGGAACAGCCUCUUGGUCGAUGACGCCCAGGAUGAAAUUAGCUGCGGUUAUUUCAAGAAUGCUUAUGACAUCUACAUGUGCAGCCUUAGUCUAGAGUCUCUGGAUUUUUGUAAGUGGCUGCAGUUAGAGAAGAGAUCCACUGGGCCAUGUUCCUCAUACAGUCUAGAGGCCUGUUUUUGCUACAGUUCUUCUAAAUAAGAGUUUAUAACAUUGCAUUUUCUAAAGCUGUAUUCCAUUUUUUUUUUUAUAAUAAAGCUUUUUUAUGCAAAGGUACGGCCACUGGAAUAGCUCCAGGUCUGCCUUUAUGAUCACCAUCACUUAAGCAAUAUUGCUUAUAUAUUCUUAUUCCCAGAGCAGCGCUCCUGUCCUUUGUUGUUCUAAGUUGUUUUCCAUGUCCAUACAUGUUUCCGGAGGUACAGUAGCAGCGCUCAGACUUAUGCAGUGAUGUAAUGUGAUAGCGUCUGCAGAAAUUGGCUGCUCGGUGCCCAGCAGGGGAAUAUAAUGACUGUUUUGAUGCUCCAUUAGAGACCUUCCGCCUGGAUAAGUGUCCAUUUUCCAACCACAUGAGGGCUGAAGAUGAUUGACUAGAUCAAAUAGAGAGCUAUCAGUUGCUUGGCAACAGACAACACACUAGAGCCGUCUUACAUCACCAGAUAGCCCACUGCUUUUAUGUGAGAUGUCUCAGUAUUAGGCAGACACUGACGUGAAUGACUUUGUACAUGCUAUGGUUGGCCAUGUUAGGCUACGUAUAAAUAAAUGUACAUGGAACUUUUUUUUCUUGGCAUAGUGUAUUGUCAGAGGUGAUUACAUGUUUAAAAUAAUACAGUAUCUAAACAUUUUAAUUUGAUCUAAUAGUAAUAGUAGUAACAGUUGACUGUAAACCAGCAUUUUUAUUACUUCAUUUAUUCAAGGUGGAGUACACUGAGA
Messenger RNA from Etheostoma spectabile (orangethroat darter), 6718 nucleotides. Its product is annotated as thyroid adenoma-associated protein homolog. The transcript is spliced from 32 exons. Gene Ontology annotation, cellular component: cytosol. The coding region runs from base 60 to 5759 and encodes 1899 amino acids. Lineage: Eukaryota; Metazoa; Chordata; Actinopteri; Perciformes; Percidae. The record is from RefSeq and is a predicted model, not a curated record. Gene Ontology annotation, biological process: tRNA methylation.